Terrapene triunguis (Three-toed box turtle) is the source of this 394-nucleotide messenger RNA. Its product is annotated as phosphoglycerate mutase 2. Gene Ontology annotation, molecular function: intramolecular phosphotransferase activity. NCBI's taxonomy places the organism in Eukaryota, Metazoa, Chordata, Testudines, Emydidae. The annotation marks the transcript as partial. Gene Ontology annotation, biological process: glycolytic process. The record is from RefSeq and is a predicted model, not a curated record. The transcript has 2 exons.
GAGAGGCGCUACGCAGGCCUGAAGCCCGGGGAGCUGCCCACGUGUGAGAGCCUCAAAGACACCAUCGCCCGCGCCCUGCCCUUCUGGAACGAGGAGAUUGUCCCCCAGAUCAAAGCCGGCAAGAGGGUGCUGAUCGCCGCCCACGGGAACAGCCUGCGCGGCGUCGUCAAGCACCUGGAGGGGAUGUCUGACGCCGCCAUCAUGGAGCUGAACCUGCCGACCGGGAUCCCCAUCGUGUACGAGCUGGACAAGAGCCUGAAGCCCACCAAGCCCAUGCAGUUCCUGGGUGACGAGGAGACUGUGCGCAAGGCCAUGGAGGCUGUGGCGGCCCAGGGCAAGGUCCAGAAGUGAAGGGGAGGGAGAGCAGCUAGGGCAAUAAACCCGUGAAACCCGA